Gregarina niphandrodes is the source of this 1335-nucleotide messenger RNA. RefSeq names its product putative pre-mRNA splicing factor ATP-dependent RNA helicase. Gene Ontology annotation, cellular component: intracellular anatomical structure. NCBI's taxonomy places the organism in Eukaryota, Apicomplexa, Conoidasida, Eugregarinorida, Gregarinidae. The transcript has a single exon. Gene Ontology annotation, molecular function: RNA binding. The record is from RefSeq and is a predicted model, not a curated record. The annotation marks the transcript as partial.
AUCCAUGGGCAGGAAGGUCCUGGUGACAUUUUGUUAUUUCUGACGGGGGAGGAGGAGAUUGACCAGAUGAAGAAGGCCUUGGAUCGGGACAGCUCUCGUAUGUGGAGUACGAGGGGUGAGUUGCGGUCAAUUCCUUUGUAUUCAUCGCUGCCUCCUGCGCAGCAGCAGCGUAUUUUCGAGCCGGCGCCGACGUCGGAGAGGCCGGGACAGCCGGAGGGACGUAAGUGUAUAAUAGCGACGAAUAUUGCGGAAACCUCCAUCACGAUAGAUGGGAUUGUGUACGUGGUGGAUCCGGGUUUCAGUAAGCAAAAGGCAUACAAUCCACGUACACGCAUCGAGUCGCUGUUGGUCUCGCCGAUUAGUAAGGCUAGUGCUAAACAACGUGCGGGACGUGCAGGACGUACGCAGCCGGGUAAGUGUUAUCGGCUUUAUACCCAAGGUUCGUACGAGACGGAGUUGGUGGAGCAAACUUUCCCGGAGAUUCUCAGAUCGAACCUGGGUAGUGUGGUCCUGACAUUGUUGAAGUUGGGAGUGAAGAACUUGGUCAAGUUUUCGUUCAUGGAAGCGCCGGCCGUAGAGACCAUGAUGCGAGCGUUGGAAGAACUGCACUAUCUAGGCGCCAUCGAUGGUGAGGGCCAACUGACGCCCAAGGGUGAACUCAUGGCGGAGUUCCCGCUGGACCCGCAGCUGGCCUCCAUGCUCGUGGAUAGCGGCAAGCACCAGUGCGUACCGGAAAUGCUCAUAAUUUGCGCCAUGCUCUCCGUGCCCACACCCUUCAUGCGGCCGCGGGACUGCCUGAAGGAAGCGGACUUGGCACACGCACAAUUCAGCGACGAUCUUAGCGACCACUACACAUUACUCAAGGUGUACGAAGAGUACGUACAGAACCAGUACGAACGCGAUUGGUGCUAUGAAAACUUUCUCAAUCAAAGGUCUCUCGCCGCAGCCGAAAAGAUACGCGCGCAACUGCAGAACCUCUAUACACGCCUCGGCCUGGAAGUCACCUGUGUCACACACAACGAACUACGACGUAGGACCGCCGUCCGUAAGGGCCUCUGCGCUGGCUUCUUCUUGCAACUGUGCUAUGGCGGCAAAUGCAAGGCGUACAAUACACUGCCGGAUAAUACAGUCGUCGCAUUGCACCCAUGUUGCUGCAUCCGACAUAACGCAGAAUUCGUCAUAUACCACGAACUCGUCAUGACCACCAAGAAUUAUAUAAGGACCUGCACAGAAGUCGAACUCGAAUGGAUCAAGGAAAUCGCGCCCCUCUACGUCCGAGAUCUCGUUCAGAAAACACCCAACGGUGAAGCGAAGAGGAAACUCAUGCGGCUAUAA